Molecule: messenger RNA, 408 nt
Organism: Pieris macdunnoughi
Lineage: Eukaryota; Metazoa; Arthropoda; Insecta; Lepidoptera; Pieridae
Source: the annotation of a GenBank genome assembly
AUGGCUAGCUCUCAACAAUGUGCUGGAUGUUUGAACGCAUUACUCGGUGAGACACACUUGUCUUGCUCUCGCUGCGAGGUUAAAUUCCAUCUGAACUGUCUAAAUAUGAGUUUAGCCGACUAUGAGUCUGAUUCCAGCUGGCUUGGGAAUGUCAUCAAAUGCCCUACCGAUGAGCAAGAUAUUCACUAUUGUUCCAGAGUCGCUAAUCUAGACAGCAAAUCUAAUUGUCCAUGCUCUUUUCUCGCCAAAUUUGGUAGCCCACGUUUAUGCGACGAGGUUCUCGCGGCUUCUAUAAAGUUCAAUAAGGAUGAUCAACUCAAUUCUGCCACUGGCAUCGAUGGCAUUACAAAGUCAGCUGCCUACGUGGUUGAGCACGUUACUCUUGUCGCGUACUUUCCUUUCGAUUAA